CUCCAUCGAUCCCACGAUCCAGCAGCCAUCUACAUUGAUCCCCGCGAGUUCUGCCGCCGAUCGGUUAACGUGCGCCAACUUAGCUCUAGCCUGCGCGCCCAUGGGGCUACUGGACCAGCUCUGGGACGACACCGUCGCCGGCCCGCGGCCUGAGAGCGGCCUCGGGAAGCUCCGGAAGUUCAGCACCUUCAGCUCCCGAUCGAACUCCGGCAAGGAAUCGGAGGGAGGAGGGAGAAUGAAGGCGUACGGCGAUCCGGACGCGACGCCGUCGGAGGAGGCGGCGAUAAGGGUGACGCGGAGCAUAACGAUAGUGAAGCCGCCGGGGAACCAGUCCGGCACACCGCCGGUUUCUCCGGCCGGGUCCACCCCGCCGGUAUCCCCUUCGCCGAUGGGUCAAGCAUCAGGAAUUUACAUUGGGAGGUGGAGGUGGAAGAGGGCGGUUUCUAUUCCGAAGGAGAUCAAUGUCCGAUGCUUACGAGAAGCCGAGUGAGGUUCGACCCCGGAGCCCUCCUUCUUCUUACGACAUGUGAGCUAUGACGACAAAGCUUCCGACUCCCUUCAGCAGCCCAAGAUAAACCGCGUGUGCGUCCGUUCGACCUCUUUGUUGUUGCUUUGUAUAACCUAUGCAUGUAUGUAGGUAUGCACGCAUGUUAGAAUCUGCUACUUCGGUUCGAUGAACGCCAUUUCCUUAGGCAUGCAUCGUCUAGAUGUAGGAGUCUUGUGUAUAAGUGGUGUACGCGAGUUGGAUCGUGAGCUGCCUUGUUGCGGUCUGUUCUCUGUACAUAGUGCUUUCGUUCUGGAUCCGAAUCUGAGCCUUUUGCUUGUAAGUUUUGUUGGAGGAAAAAGAAGCAUGUUCCUAUGUUUUUUGUUUC
Messenger RNA from Eucalyptus grandis, 872 nucleotides. RefSeq names its product dormancy-associated protein homolog 3. The record is from RefSeq and is a predicted model, not a curated record. Bases 101 to 490 code for a protein of 129 amino acids. The transcript is spliced from 4 exons. Lineage: Eukaryota; Viridiplantae; Streptophyta; Magnoliopsida; Myrtales; Myrtaceae.